ACGCUCGAUGAUCGGUCAGGAUGACCUGAGGCGCCUGACCCGGUCCUGCAGGCUUACGCUGGAUCGGAAAGGAAGUGAAGUACGGUCCCUUCCAAGCCGAGCGUGCCAGCCUGACACCGCUCGACUGCAUCGUCGUCACCUGAUGCUCCUCCCUCGAAGAUCAGCUCAGCUCGAAGCACGAAGCUCGAAAGUUUGUCGCGAGGCAGUGGGCAAGCUUGCAAGCGGCGACCGCACCGCUGUCUGGCACAGAGCGAUGGAACAGCCACGAAGGAAAUCAAUCUAUGAUCAGCCUUCGGGCACGAUAGAACUCGAAGAGCGACCCGUCACCGCCUUGCAGAGAAACGUCGGCGUCGCUCGACAACACCUCCAGUCUUUCUAUGCCCAGACGGUACAAGCGAGCAACAAGACCGUCGAUAGCUUGCUAAGCGCAGAAAACCAACUCGCUAAGGAAGCAAAGGCGAUAAGAGCACCCAAUGAACCCCUCACACCUCACUUGCUAUAUGUGGGCAUUGCCGCCUUGACGGGCUCCAUCCUCACGCGCAACCGUAACAUACUGCUCAGACUGACAAUCCCACCGCUCUUCCUCUUCGGCAGCGCGUCCUAUCUCCUCCCUGCCACCACCCAGAACCUCGUCAACCGGGUCUCCGAGCUAGAACACCGUCACGCGCCCGGUUUUGCUCGCUCGCAAGAUGCAGCAUUUGGUCAGGCCAGGCAAUCGCUCGGCUGGGCACAGAGCAGGAUAGAAAAGACCGCAAGCGACGCAAAGAAGCGCAUCGAGUAUGGCUCCCAAAAAGCUGAAGAACUGUCUGGCCUCAAAUUUACCUCGGCGCUUGACAAGACCGAGGCCCGGCUGGAGCAGUACAAGGAUCGAGCAAUUGCCAAAGGUAAAGAGAUCAAGCGAGAUGCAGAGGCCAAGGAGGUCCAGAUCAAGUCUCUCUAAGCAACGAUUGGGGAUAGACGCAAUGCAUGCUGUCGCGACCGCUUGUCGGGAUGCAUGAGCGUACUGCUACCUACCUGU
Messenger RNA from Mixia osmundae IAM 14324, 1018 nucleotides. RefSeq lists its product as uncharacterized. The transcript is spliced from 7 exons. Gene Ontology annotation, cellular component: MICOS complex; mitochondrial crista junction. Gene Ontology annotation, biological process: cristae formation. The coding region runs from base 254 to 940 and encodes 228 amino acids. The record is from RefSeq and is a predicted model, not a curated record. NCBI's taxonomy places the organism in Eukaryota, Fungi, Basidiomycota, Mixiomycetes, Mixiales, Mixiaceae.